GUUAAUGUGUGCUCAGAUCAACUCUCUAGUGCAUUUGGGGUCUUGUAUUUAAGAACCUCUAGUUUGUAACAGGAUUUUUGCAUUCCAGAAUUAAUUUGCUUAUGCAUUUGGUUUAGCUCCCCAUUUGUCAAGAUGAAAUUCCUUCUCUUGUUCUGGCCCUUCAGUUACCUUGGAUUUACCUAUGGGACAGGGUACAUGUAUCAAUUCCCAGCAUCAAGUGUGCAGCACAACUACCCAGAUCAGAACUCCGCAUCUGCCAGCAGCAGCUACUCAAACCGCAGAAACUGGUGUCAAUUUACAGUAACAAGAACAGUUAGUUGCCAAGUACAAAAUGGUUCUGAGACAAUGGUUCAGAGGGUUUAUCAAAGCUGCCGAUGGCCAGGACCUUGUACCAAUCUUGUGAGUUACAGGACUCAUUUAAGACCAUUAUACAAACUGUCAUACCGAACAGUGACUACCCUGGAAUGGAGGUGCUGUCCUGGGUUCAUUGGAAAUAACUGUGAGGAAGAAUGCAUGAACUGCACAAGACUUGCUGCCAUUGUAGAAAGGAUAAAUAAUCUUGAAGCCAAGGUAAUCACCUUGGAAGCUUCUGAAAAAGUAUCAGAAAAUGACCUGCCAAUCACAAGAAGCACAGCAACAUGGAAUGAGGAUUUCCUACCAGAUGCUAUACCUCUCAUGAGCCCAGGAACACUAUUUAGGAAAUCUGUUAAACAUCAACCAGGUUCCAAGGGAGAUGCAGAAGAAAAAAGGACAAGAGGAUUACCAGGGAUUCCUGGGCCACCAGGGUCAAAUGGGCUUGUUGGUUUACCAGGAUCUAAGGGAGAACGGGGACAAAUAGGAGCAAUUGGACCUAUAGGGCCACCAGGACCAGUGGGGCCACAAGGGCCAAGAGGGUCUCCAGGAGAAAAUGGCACUCCAGGACCACCUGGCCCACCCGGCCCUCCAGGCAAACCAGGAAUCCCCCUUUCUUUUCCAGAGGGAGUUUUGUACUCAUUGCAACCUAAUGUAGAGAGGGAAAAUGGGGAGACUCAUCUGGUGUCAACAAUCACAGACACAAUAAUGUCUGGACUCCCUGGACCUCGUGGUCCACCAGGGCCCAUUGGACCACCAGGUCUUCCAGGACCAAGUGGACCUGUAGGAGCUCCUGGCCCACAGGGCAGGUCAGGGCUUCCAGGUCAACCAGGGAUAACAGGGCCAAAAGGUGAUCAAGGAGAAAGAGGGGAACCAGGUCUAGCAGGAGAGCAGGGACAAAAGGGGCCACCAGGAGAACCUGGCAACAAAGGGGAAGAGGGUCACAAAGGAGAAGAGGGCGAAGGUGUCCAACAGCUUAGAGAGGCCUUAAAAAUUUUAGCAGAGAGAGUGCUGAUCCUGGAGCACAUGAUAGGUAUUCAUGAUACUGCAUCUUCAACUGAGCCAGGCUCUGGUCAGGACAUUUUAGGUUCAGUCUUUCCUAAUAGCUUAAAAUUAAAGCGUGAGCAACAACAGAGGUUUCAGUCAUUUGACAUCUUUUCAUCGCUACUGGAUGACAGUGAUACGAAUCAGAAGUGAAAGCAGAGCUGCGGUCGCCAUUGGGAAAUAAAUUGCCAACACACCGAUUAAAGUUGCAGAAAUUGCAUACAUUUUAUAAAUAUUUACGGAAGAAUAUUUCAGCACAUGUUGCUCAGAAAUUAUUUUUGGAAACCAAAAUGGCUACUUGUAUUUUAAAUAUUGUUUUGUUUUUAUAAUAACACUUUAAAAAUGUAAA
This is a messenger RNA of Bombina bombina (fire-bellied toad), 1744 nucleotides long. It is a transcript of the gene COL26A1, whose product is annotated as collagen type XXVI alpha 1 chain. The record is from RefSeq and is a predicted model, not a curated record. The coding region runs from base 133 to 1548 and encodes 471 amino acids. The transcript has 15 exons. Lineage: Eukaryota; Metazoa; Chordata; Amphibia; Anura; Bombinatoridae. Gene Ontology annotation, molecular function: protein binding.